Messenger RNA from Trichoderma harzianum CBS 226.95, 600 nucleotides. RefSeq lists its product as hypothetical. Lineage: Eukaryota; Fungi; Ascomycota; Sordariomycetes; Hypocreales; Hypocreaceae. The record is from RefSeq and is a predicted model, not a curated record. The transcript has a single exon. Bases 1 to 600 code for a protein of 199 amino acids.
AUGGCUGCUGUGGAAAACAUACUGAGAAUUCUUUAUCUAAUGCAUCAAUGCUUUGUUCACAUCCAGCACGCCCGGGCAUUUGAAGAAGAAUUCGCAAGAUACCAGCUCCGCCUUCAAGCGCAACUUUAUCACUGUUCAAGACUUAUCGAAGAUAUGGACCGUGCCGAGAAUUCUUUGCCCAUGAAUGCAAUCGAUGAUCCAGAGAAUACAUCAGAAGGAAAGGAACGAUCAAUAGUAGAAGUGCUCUCUGACGCUCGAGACGCCCUCCGCAAAGCGCAGCGCGAAGCUGCAAAGAUUCAAGCCGAGCUCGCCACAACUGCCCUCCAGCUACAAGACGCCAACUCUAACACCACACUCAAUCUCAAAACAAUGCAUGUUCGGGUUACGGGGUUUCUUGAUAAACGAAAGGUGCAAGCAGUAAAGACAAUUGAAGCAAUGAAGUGGGUUUUUUACAAGAGAGACAUUUGCAACAAGUUAGUUACAGAUAUCGCUCUGCUGAUGAACGAUCUAGAGCGCCAAGUCGUGAGUGAUACCAGGAUCAUGUACAUUACACAAACACAUCCUUCAAUCAUAUUCAACGCGGAACGUGAUGACGUUUAG